Babesia bigemina is the source of this 5121-nucleotide messenger RNA. RefSeq lists its product as hypothetical. The record is from RefSeq and is a predicted model, not a curated record. The coding region runs from base 1 to 5121 and encodes 1706 amino acids. The transcript has a single exon. NCBI's taxonomy places the organism in Eukaryota, Apicomplexa, Aconoidasida, Piroplasmida, Babesiidae.
AUGGGAUUUUUGAGUGGUGUGCUUGGUGCGGUGAAAGAUGAUGAAGCGGUUAAAACUUAUGAUAUUCAUCCACAAAACAAUUUUACUAAGGCCAUAGAAACAAUUAAAAAAAAUAUGUACAAAACUGGCGGAUUGUCUGAGGCCGUUACGGCUGUGAGCACGGCGCUGGGGGCGUGGGAUAGGGAGGUGACUAGUAGAACAAAUAGCGUGAAAAUACUUUCUAAAUCAUUAACACAACAUUAUAUUAAUAUAUUAGUUAAUUCACUUCAUGAACUAAAUAUAUGUAGCGCUAGUGAUGUAGCCUCUAAGUUGCAGGUCUGCUUCAAAGAGGCAGAGAAGCUUAAUAACGCAUUCAGAGAUGCCGAGAUACAGUGUAUGUCGCUCGAUAAUGGGCUUCAAGAGAUGAUCAAGGGGAACAUGAAUUCCAUGAAAGUACGGGUAAAAGAGUUUGUUGGUGCCGCAAACAAUACGGAAUUGAAGGCGACGGUUGAAUUCACCAAGACGAGAUCGGAAGAAUUGAAACAAGCGGUGAACAGUUAUGUAAAGCAACGCGUUAGUUCGAUGCGAAGUAAUAUCGAAAGUGAAUUCAAUAAGAAAAUUCAUCAGCCUAUGUUGGACGUUGUCGAUAGGUUGAAAGGGCUUAAUAGUCAAUUGGACACGUGGAUUCAGAAGGCCGAGGCAGUUGUGACGAAAGCGAUUAAUCAGUGUACGAAUAUUGUUAAGGUGCUGAAAUGUGAAGAAGAGCUAGACCGUAAUAGGACCAAAAGGCAGGCCGUUGAGACUGCAGCAACAAAUCUAAAAGAGAAGGCCGAUGCCCUCCGAAUAGCAGUCAUUAGUGCACAAGGGGAGUUGAGGAGUCGUGUUAAAACUGCGCUGAAGCAAGUUCUUAUUUUGGAUAGGGCGGUUAAAAUGGAAUUGAAUGAACUGAAAAACAGGAUUCAGAUGGGGAUUGGGAAAUAUGUUAAGAGUAUCAUAAGAGAUAUCGAAGUUACAGUGAAUAAUAUUACAGGUACUAAAGGUACAGAUGGUGGUCUAAAAAAGGUUGUGGAACAAGUGACCUCGUGGGCGUCGGAUUUCAAGACGACAGAAGGGUUUGAGGGGAAAGUGAAAGACUGGAUUCUACAUAUUCUGAGCGACAAUGAUUUUGUAAGCGAGAAGGUUACGGCAUAUGGCAAGAAAUUAAAGCAACUUAGGCAGGGGAAGUUCACGAGUUUGGGAUAUAUGGAUGCUCAGGGAGACGCAGAGAACUCGCAGUAUCAUCAGGAAAUUGCUGAAUUCAUAAAGAAUAAACUGAAAACAGACAUAGGUGCGGGCAGUCAAAUGGUCCAAGGAUCACUAGAACAUGACGGCCAAGGCACGGAGCAAAUUGAAAAAUAUCUUCAUGCAGUUGGUCUCGGUUGCUCACAAUUUGCCGAUGCGAUUGAGGCGACGAUUAUGACUAAGGAACGUACCAUAGACACACCAUUAUCUACAGGAAUUUAUAAUUUUGCGGGCGAGAUAGCCAAGGAUCUGGAGAGUGAGUUACAGGUUAUGAAUAACUCUAACCAAUCGCUGCUGCAAUCUGCUGUUCAUCGUAUACUCCACGAACUUCUGGCAGUAGCCAAACAGACUGCCUACGAUUUAGGAUGGCUCACUAGCAAAGGUGAUAAGCAGGGUAACAUCCAGAAUGUUGCAGCUGCGUUGAGCAUCGCCAAACGGGUUGAGACAGAUCUUAACAGCGCUCUCAAUGCAGUCGUCGAUGUCUCGUCUGCUACGUUUGCAUCCGGAGAGCCCUACAAAGCAUCUGAUAAUAUUGACCGAAGAGUUUCCGGGAUACUGGACGGGCAUUUGCCGAAUGGAUCAGGCGGUCAAGUAAAAAUUGAUUCUGUGAAGUUUUCGUAUUACGAAAGACAAAUCAAACAAGCCACCAUCACGCAAGCCAACGAUGGUGAACCAGACCCAUUAGAUGGCGAAUUCCCACAGGUGAUCAAGGCUAUUAGAGAUAACGUGAACGGAGAUCAUCAUUUGCAAAGGGUUGUGAACAGUCAGGCACCUUCUACCGUUAUGAAUGAUGGUAAAUUUUAUAACAACACGUUCGUCUUAUUACUUCAACAGGUUAACGACACUAUGCAGGCUUUCUGUGAUGCCGUCAAAGAUUUGGUUGAAAAAAAUGACAAAACCAAUACGGGUCCAAAUGUUGAUGAAAACAGAGGCGUGCAGAGAUUGCUGGAAGAUUUACAAAUAAUGCUUAAUAAAGGUGCUGAUGGCAACAGAUUGUAUGAGCUUCCGAGGCACCUCAGGGAUAUCCACGAGGAAAUUAAAACUACCAUCAUUGGCACACCAGGCAGUCACGCUUCAUCUCCCCAAACUCUAGAGCACAUCCUGGAUGCAGCCGCGUCUUUCUAUCACAAACUCAACACAGAAACCGAACAGACCAUAAGUGAAAUAAAAACCGUCGUUACGGACGAAACUGAUGCCGCCACUGAGGCCAUUCAGAACAAGGCAAGAUCGUCCUACCACAAGAAAAUCAGUAAAAUGCUGAAAUAUAUGAAAUCCUCCUUUGAAACGCAAAUUGAAAAUAUUGAGAAAAUUAUUGACAAAAAUCUGAUGAGCGGCGUCAAAGGGCUGCUUAGGAAUACAAAACGCUAUUUCGACACCAAUACCGAGCAACUUAUCUCUCAAAAUAUCUCAUCCCUCUCCAUUAAUGUCAACGUGUUUAUUGCCAGACUCAUGUCUUACGUCGUAGAGCAAACUAAAGGCCACGACAUUUCCAACCAGGUCAAAUCGCUCUCCCUUGUCUGCCAAAAUAUGCUCAACGAACUCCACAAUUCACAGCAUUUUGAUUACAAAUUUGGUACAAAUAUUAAUAAUAUAAAUGACCGCAUUGAUUCCCUAACUCCCUCCACCCUCGACCCCCAAGCGCUGCCGGACGCAGGACGGCCCGUGCUCAGGGCGCUGCGGGAAGGGAUGCUGGGAUUCGUGGGAGAGUUGGGGAAGGUGUAUGUGAACAAAUAUGAUGGAGGGGAGGGGAUUAAAAAGUGGGUUAAACAAGAGGGUGGAAAGGAUGUUUUGACGCCUGAAGGAAAAAAUGGCGCUAAGGUGUUUUUGACCUUGUUGGAGAUGGUGAAUGAGGACCUCGGGCAUUUGAAAAAUGAAUGUGAAAGAGAUUGGGGAAAAUUUAAAAUAUACGAACAGGAUAACGAAAGCACAAAUCCACUCGGUUCGUUCCUUAAACGAUGUGGGUUCAAAGUCGCUGAACGUGACACUUCCAAAGAUGGCGAGUUGAGGUUACCAUUAAGUGGAUUCAGCGGUGACCAUAUUACCAAAUUGGAGCUUUUCACGUCCAUUCCUCACACUAAUGCCAGCAAGUUCCUUGUAAAUCUCGACAGCCUUAUCACUCACCUCAACCAGUAUAACCAAGUCGGCCACCUUAGGCAUGUCAAGUCGCCUAGGAACCCGUGCAGUAUUUUCGAAAUGCUCGUAUGGUCAUAUGGGCUGCAGCACAACGGUGUCUAUGAUGAAUUGGUGAAAUAUUGUCAUAAGUACGAUACAUCAUAUGAUAAGAAACCAGAUGCAGAAUUCAAGAAGCGGUUGACAGACACUGUGGAUUACAGCCUACGUGCUCUGAGCGAUUAUUCACGUAAUAUACUCACAACCAUACUCGGUACUGGUGACGAAUACACAACGUACGCCGUUGACUACUCCGAUAAUUCCCUCAAUCUGAAAUAUCCUGCAUCAGGUGAGGACUGCCUACAUACGCUGCUGGACAUCCUCCGUAGACUCCUGCCCACAUUGCGAUUUCUGAAUAACCAAUGCAAGCUCAAAACCAAAGACAACGGUUGGUACGAAUGCGAAUAUGGUAUGUACACCGCUCCAGCCAAAUGGCCGUGUACCGCCCACUCAAGCGACAAGGCAACGAGUCAACCAAACACGCAACCAAAGUGCCAACCAACGUGCAAAGUAAACAGCCAAGCAAAUUGCCAACCAACUUCCCCUCUUCAGUCUUACUUAAAUGACUGUCUACCUGGUCACCUACCUCAUCGAUUGAUUGAUGUCGGCUGUAAGUCGGAAUGUAAAACGUGCUCUCCAAGUACCAGCGGCAUGCCGUGUGUGACUCCCCUUGGCUUCAAGGCGUUUUCAUGUAGCACGCGCCGUGGUGAAGACAUAUGUGCUGUGUUAAGCAAAUUCUUUAACGUUGCGAAGCUUUCGCCUUUAUUCUGCCUGGCGCCCAAACCACCAUCUACGCUGCCAGAGCACAUGGAAUUUGCAUUAGCGUUAGUCAAGGAUUGGGAUUCCGAUGCAACGCACCCUCUUAAAAAUAGUAUUCAUUCCACAAUACGAGGCGCAUCUAUUGAACUAUGUGGAAAGCCGGAAGUGCUGACCACUGCGCUAACAAAUGCGUACGGUUCAUAUUAUGGCAGCCAUGACACCUGUGAUGAUCAGCACAUUUCUAGUCUCACAAGGUGGGAUGCGUGUCCUGCACAGAAUAAACGUUGUGCUCCAUACCUUCAAUCCUUAUGCUACGAUUACUAUAGCUAUCUUGUCAAGAAGCACUGCAAUCUAUACUUGUCAUGGGCUGUAUACCUACCAUGGGAUUUCUGGACUCAACUGAACAAUAUGUGCAACGCGUUCAGCAAUAUCUCAUGUCAAGAUUGGGGAUGCAGAGAGUGUCUGCGUGCCGACAAAUGUAAGCGUGGAGAGCAUGGGCUCAGCGUGAAAAAGGAUGACGAAUCCGAAGAGCCAAAUUGUCGAUGCCCUUCGAUUAUCAGCUGCAAAAGCGUUUCACCUAUGUUGUACUCUUAUGGAUUAACCUUUGGUCACCCUACCAAAAUUCUUACCAACAAAAAAUGUAACGACUUUUACAAUCAGUUGCACAGUGUCUUAAAUUCAAAAUAUUUUAUUGACCUACUGACAAAAUGUGAUGAAUACCUGCGCGAUAUUAGAUGGCCAUUUAUGCUCACCGUCCUGACCCUCUGGCUCCUCUCUUUCCUCUACCUCAUCCACAUCAUGGUCAUCCGCCUAGAUCUCCUCCAUAUCAAAUCGCAUCUACAUAGUCCCUCGAGUCAUAGGAUUGCUGCUCAAUCACUACUUGCUGCUGGACGCGUUAACAAGCUUAACAGGGUGUUUUAUCUGCAACCAUAA